Molecule: messenger RNA, 1917 nt
Organism: Saccoglossus kowalevskii
Lineage: Eukaryota; Metazoa; Hemichordata; Enteropneusta; Harrimaniidae
Product: cytochrome P450 2U1-like
Biological process (GO): xenobiotic metabolic process
Cellular component (GO): cytoplasm; intracellular membrane-bounded organelle
Molecular function (GO): oxidoreductase activity, acting on paired donors, with incorporation or reduction of molecular oxygen, reduced flavin or flavoprotein as one donor, and incorporation of one atom of oxygen; steroid hydroxylase activity; iron ion binding
Source: RefSeq, a predicted model, not a curated record
AUGAUCACAACAGCACACAUGUCAUUGUUUUCAGUCACUCAGAUACUCGUCGCAGCAGUGCUGUCUCUGCUGGCGUUCGUUGUUUACAAACAUAGGCACAAGCGGUACAUGCUUCCACCGGGGCCGAUGGGGUUCCCCGUCGUCGGUUGCAUCCCGUUGCUGGACAAGGCAGCUCCGUACAAGAGUAUGACCGACCUGGGAAACAAGUACGGCGGCGUGUUCAUGCUGCGGAUGGGGACCCGCGAUGUAGUGGUCUUACACGGCUAUGACGCGAUUAAAGAGGCAUUUAUCACAAAGUGUGAUACUUUCAAGGGUAGACCGAGAAUGGUGCUUUCCGAUUUGAUUGCAGGCGGUAGAGGUAUUGUAUUUUCUACUCAUAAUGAAAAUUACAGAGAACAGAGAAACUUUGCUGUAUCAGCCCUAAAAAGCUUUGGAUGGGGUUCAUCUGCAUUCGAAGUUAAAGUUAUGAGAGAAGUCAACGGACUAAUUGAGGCAGUGCAGAAGUUUGAAGGCAAACCAUUCGAUCCAUUUCACUAUGUAAGGAACUCAGUCUGCAAUAUCAUCUUUUCAAUCAUCUUUGGUCGACGAUUUCGUCACGAUGACCAAGACUUCCGUAACCUCUUAACAAUCCAUUAUCGCAAUAUGAGACUGUGUGGGGCAGCCUCUGCUGUCAACUUCAUACCAAUUCUACAGUACUUGCCAUUCGGCAAUUUCAAGCGAGUCCUGAAGAACCACAUCUAUCUCCGGACCUGUCAGAUAGAGAUGAUAGAGAAGCACAGACAAACGCACAAUCCAACUGAUAUACGUGACUUUCUCGACCUAUACAUACAAGAGAUUGAAAUGCGGGAAAAAAAGGGCCAAGCAUCUUCUUUUGAUUAUGACAACAUUCGACGAGUUGCCAACGAUCUCUUUACAGUGGGCACUGAAACAACAGCAACCACGAUACUCUGGUCUUUGCUGUACAUGAUAACAUACCCGAAUAUACAGAAACGAAUUCAGAAAGAACUGUUUGAUGUCCUCGGUGACAGACUCCCAACAAUUGAUGACAAGCCAAAGCUGCCCUUCGUUGAGGCAACAAUCAUGGAAGUCCAGAGGAGUGCUAGUGUGUUGCCGUUGACCAUGCCACACUGCGCAAUGGAAGACACUGAACUGUACGGCUACCACAUACCAAAAGACACUAUGGUCAUGGCUAACCUUUGGUCUGUCCUGCAUGAUCCUAAGCACUGGGAAAACCCAGAAGAAUUCAGACCAGAGAGAUUUUUGAACGAAAACGGUGAAGUUGAAAAACCGGAGAUGUUUAUUCCCUUUAGUACCGGUGCUCGAAUGUGCUUAGGUGACCAGACAGCGAAGAUGGAACUGUUUCUGUUCUUCGCAUGCCUAAUGCAGACGUUCAGCUUCACUCGACCAGAGGGGACAUCGCCACCAACUCUGGUAGGGAAGACGGGCAUCACCUUGAGUCCACAGCCAUUUGAAGUAUGUGCCCAUCCCAGAGUACGAUAGACAGAUUGGACAACUCCCGUAAGGGUUAUAUUGGUUUUGAAAAAGACACGACAAAAUCAUUUAAACUUGAUUGCAACGUUAUAUAUAUAUAUUAUCCUAUUAUGAAACGAACAAAAUAUGUUUUAAAUAUAUAUAUGUUUUUUACUUGACAGCGUAAAUAGUUUUCAAACAAAUUUGAUGUCAGGUAUACCAUAUCAUGGAAGCAGUGAACGAAUAAUUCACAAUGUGGUGUACAUUGAUUGUAGUUUGCCAUAACAUCAGGUAAUAUGUAUUCAAAAUAUCUGUUUCUGUUUCUAACCAAGAAAGGUAUCUUAUCUACUAAAUUUCUCCGUCAAGUGGCAGAUAUGGUUUACCAAAUUGAUAUGCAUUACAAAGUCCCUGGUUAUGCUACUGAUAAUAAAUAUAUGAGUGUACACC